Messenger RNA from Plodia interpunctella (Indianmeal moth), 9000 nucleotides. RefSeq lists its product as uncharacterized. The record is from RefSeq and is a predicted model, not a curated record. Bases 6003 to 6401 code for a protein of 132 amino acids. The transcript has 5 exons. NCBI's taxonomy places the organism in Eukaryota, Metazoa, Arthropoda, Insecta, Lepidoptera, Pyralidae.
UUUUUGAUUACGGCAACAUUGUAUCGAAUUUUUUCUCUCUUGUUCGUUCUCCCUCCAAUAAACGGUCACGUUUCUCCGUAGCUCCUGGAUUUUUAUUUUUACCAGCCUAAAUCUACAGUCCGCUAUAAUUCACAGUUUACAUUUUUAUUCAUGGUCCUUUCUCGAUCAGUAAAUAUCCGCGAGUUAAUUGUAGGAGUGGUGUGCAGUAUACAAUUUCAAAUCCACGUCGCGUGCCUAUGAACGACGGCGCGGGAAGACGCCAUCACAGCCACCGGAGUGACGGCAGUGUUCAACAAUCAAUAUUGUUGAUCAAUUUGCGGAAGGAGCGAGCAAGGGCAGCUUACAGGCAAGCUUGUUGCCAUACAACAGGCAAGCAGGAAGUUUUUUCCAUACCUACAUUGCAAAUUUUACUUUGUAUUUGCCACAAUUUUAUUUGGCGGCAAUUCCACGUUCAAUUCAUAUCCUGUGCGACGACACGUUCGCCUCAUUGAUUGGUGCGAUCAAGUUGCCAACUUUCGACACGACAAGCAAUUGGCGCUGUUGUACCGGCGUGCACGCGUGUCAUUGGUCCGAUGCGCCGUGCCAAACACGACGAGUCUACGACAACAGUGAACAACGCCCGCCAUUUUGUGUCAUCAGCAAGUCAAAGCUUUGAUAUUGUGUUUACAUUUCGAAAAUAAAUAAAAUUUGUUCCGCUUUUGUGAUUUAGAUCAGUGCAAAUUUACUACUUACGUGCAAAAAAGUGUUUUCACCGUCUCAACCUCGUCUCAACUAAAAAACAACCAUGCCAAAAGAUAACUUCGAGCCCGCGGUUGCCGAGACCUAUGACUUGGCUACUCUUCGACGUAAACGCGCGGCUGUUAAGGGUGUGAUCACUAAAAUGCAUAACGCCCUAACUGAUCCAAGUACUUCUGAAUUAUUGGAUGAACAUGCCUUGCGCGUCAGGGAGGAACGCCUGCGAGCUUCAUUUUCUAAGUGGGAGGAUUUAUGCCUCGAGAUUAUUGCGAGGGACCCCGAUGACCCUGAGGAUGAAGUUGAAAAGAAGCGAGCUUUAGCGCUUGAAAAUGUGGAACGAGAUAAAGUGUCAUCGGCUCCAAAAGCUGUCCACAUAGCUACUGUGAAGAAGUUACAGCCUGCCAGCACUGAAAAGAAGAGCUGUUUACUUUGUGUUGCUGCCGCCUGAGUCACAAUACAACCAUGCAGGGCAUGCGGCUUCAUCUCCAUUACUUAAUACAAAAUUUGGUCAUGUAGUUGCAGGUAGCAUACACUUAGACAAUAUUAAUUUAAGACACACACAAGCGGUUAAUUCCUUAUUUUGUGAAGCAUGUACUUCUAGUUUAAAUCAAACACUAUCGGAAUUUUGGCAAUGUGAAAAGGUUCCUGAAACAUUUACAGAAACACAUUCUGAACAUGAAUUGUGUGAAAAAAUAUUUUUAGAAAAUAUUCAGCUUGACAGACAAAACAAUAAAUUGCAAGUUGUUUUGCCUUUAAAACAGCCUUUAGAUUCUAUUAAUCAAUCUUUAGGAGAUUCAUUACAUUUGGCUUUGAAAAGAUUUUAUAAUUUAGAAGUUAGACUUGGUAAAGACCCUAGUCUUUAUAAACUAUAUUCAGAUUUUAUUAAUGAAUAUUUAAAACAAGGUCAUGGUACGGUCAUUGAUAUCAGUCAAUACAAUUUAACAACUGAUCCAGUGUACUUCUUACCGCACCAUCCUGUUAUUAAUUUACAAAAGAAAACGACAAAAUGUCGAGUUGUUAUGGAUGGUUCUAUGAAAACCAGUAAUAAGACUUCUUUAAACAAUUUAUUGCUUAAUGGACCUGUAGUACAAAAGGAACUUGUUGAUGUUUUGUUACUAUUCAGAAUAGAUUUUUAUUUCUUCAUAACAGACAUAAAGAACAUGUUUCGCAACAUAUUGUUACAUCCAAAAUACAGGUCUUUGCAAAAUAUUCUAUGGAGAGAUAAUCCCAAUGAUAGUGUUCAAUGCAUUCAACUAAACACUGUCACAUAUGGGUUGAAAAGUUCAUCUUACUUAGCAACUAGGUGUUUAAAAUGGUUAGCUGAGCUAUACAAGGAUGACUUCCCAUUGGCUGCAUUCAUAAUUAAUAAUUGCACAUAUGUCGAUGACAUUCUAUUUUCUAAUUGUUCCUCGGAUAACUUGAUAGAGGCCCGAGAGCAACUAUGUAAAUUGUUGAGUCUAGGCAGUUUUCAGUUACAUAAGUGGGUGUCUAACUCAAAAGAAUUAUUACAGGACAUCCCACAAGAUAGACAACAUUUUGAUGAGAUAGAUUUACAAGCAAACAACCAUUCAUUAAAGACUUUAGGCAUGUGUUACAAUACUCAGUCAGAUUCUUUUAUAGUGUCAAGUCCUAAAGCUACGGGUAAUAUGCCCCAGUCUAAACGUGAGAUUCUUAGUUUUAUUAGCCAGUUUUUUGAUCCCUUAGGCCUUGCUGGCCCCAUUGUGGUAGGUGCUAAAGUGAUUAUGCAACGUCUGUGGAAGGCUAAAUUAGACUGGGAUUCGUUACCUGAUAAGGAGUUGCUACAAGCAUGGCAUGAGUUUUACACUAGCUUAAUUUCUAUGAAACCAUUAAUCAUAGAGCGUUACAUAAGUUUGCAUAAUAUUAGCUUUGCCGAAAUUAUUGGGUUUGCCGAUGCUUCCAGCACCACUGCUUAUGGCUGUUGUGUAUAUUUAAGAUGUGUUGAUGAGGCAGCUAAUGUUAAGAUUUCCUUGUUAUGCUCGAAAUCUCGUAUAAAUCCUACUUCACAAAGUUUAUCUAUACCAAGACUGGAGCUUAACGCUGCCUUGCUGCUCGCUAAGUUAGUGAGCAGAAUCCAUGAAACAAUAUCAGUAAAAAUAAAAAUACAAAAUGUGUUCCUUUAUUCAGAUUCACAAAUUGUUUUAGCUUGGCUUAAAACUAACAUAAAUACAUUAAAAGCGUAUGUAGCAAAUCGUGUUAAAGCUAUUAUGCAACUUACACAAACACACACUUGGUCAUAUGUUAGCUCGCAGGAGAAUCCAGCUGAUUGUCUUAGCAGAGGUGUGACACCUCACGAGCUAGCUGAUCACCCCCUCUGGUGGAGGGGACCAAAAUUUUUACAUUCAAGUGAGUAUAAACCAAAUUUUAAUUUUUCAAUACCACAAGAAUUACCUGAGGUCAAGGACUCUUCCGCAUGCUUGAGCGCUAUGGUUUGUGUUUCUACUUCUAUUGUUUCUAAAACAUUAUGUCUGGAUUUUCUAGAUAAAUUUUCGGAUAUUAAUAAGAUGCAAAGAGUGAUAGCUUAUGUCCUACGCUUCUGUCAAAAUGCAAGGUCCAAAGGUAUUAAAAAUAAGCUUAAUUAUGUAACCAGUCAGGAACUUAAUAAUUCUUUGUUAAUUAUUUUAAUGUAUGAACAACAAAAGUUUCUGAAGGAUGAUAUCCAUGCUUUAAGGUGUGGUAAGGCCAUUGUUAAAGGCAAUUUAAAAUCUCUUUGUCCUUUUAUUGAUGACAGUGGUUUGCUGCGGGUUGGAGGGCGCUUGCAUAAUGCUGAUAUACCAUAUUCGCAGAAGCAUCCAAUUAUUUUGCCGCGAGAUUCGCGCGUCACUAACCUAAUAAUUCAUAGCGAGCACUUGAGGAACCUCCAUGCAGGCCCUAAGUUGACUCUGUCAUCACUAAGGCAAAGAUUCUGGAUAAUACAUGGUCUUAGAGAAGUUAAGAAAGUUUUGUACACGUGUACCAUUUGUUUUAGAUUAAAAGCAGAAGCUUCUAAGCAAUUAAUGGGCUCUUUGCCGCCUGAUAGGGUGAAAGCAUGUCGCGCCUUUCAAAAAGUCGGUUUGGAUUAUACUGGUGCAAUAUCAUUGAAAAUUGCUAGAGUAAGAAAGCCAAUAAUCACAAAGGGUUAUGUUUGCGUGUUUGUAUGCUUUGUAACCAAAGCAAUGCACUUAGAGCUUGCUUCAGACUUAAAAACAGAGACUUUCAUUGCAUGUUUAAACAGGUUUAUUGCCAGAAGAGGGCUGCCUACUGCCAUAUACAGCGACAAUGCUUCAACCUUCAGGUGUGCAGGGAAGCAGUUAGAUGAUAUGUACAAAUUACAUAAUUCUACAGAACAUCAAAGAUUAGUUUCUCAAUUUGCAGCUCAAAAGAGAAUUGAAUUUCAUUACUUACCUUGUUAUUCCCCAACGUUUGCCGGUUUAGCCGAAAGCGGUGUGAAAAGUUGUAAGAAUUUGUUAAAAAGAGUGUUAUUAAAGUCAAUUUUAACCUAUGAAGAAUUGUAUACAGUUUUAUGCCAAAUUGAGGCUAUCUUAAAUAGUAGGCCUCUAAUGCCACUAUCUAAUGAUGUAACUGACUUUUCCUGCAUUACUCCAGGGCAUUUUUUGAUAGGUACAGCUUUAAAUACAUACCCAGAUGCAAAUGUUACUAUGAUUACUAGAUCUCAAUUUUGGAAAAUAUGUAAUGAGAUGAAAUUAGAAUUCUGGAAAAGAUGGAGUAAGCAUUAUUUGAAUUUUUUACAAUGUCGUCCAAAGUGGCUGACCUCUCAACCAAAUGUAAAAAUAGGUUCGCUUGUAAUACUUAAGGAUGAUAAUUUAUCACCAAUGUACUGGCCCUUAGCCAGAGUAAUUAAUACCUAUCCUGGUGAUGAUGGUAGGGUUCGUGUGGUUGAAGUAAAAACUUCAAACGGCCACAUACAUAGAAGAGCUGUAGUGAAAAUAUGUGUACUACCGCUUGAUAGUGAUGAUGGCAGCAGCUGUGCCUAGAGGUGUUCCUUACCAAUCCCAAGAUAUGUGUUUACUAUCGUAGGGCUAGGCACAGCACCCGCCUUUAUGUACAAUUUUGUAUAAGUAUUAAUAGUAAAUAACUCUUUUCUUAUUUUAGUAGAAUAAGCUACUGGUAAUAGUGUUUUAUAUAGCAAACAUAACAAUGUAAGUUUCUCAACAAAAAAAUGUUUACAUAGUUUUUAAGACAUUUAAUGUUUUCAAUAUGUUAUGUCAAUACCGUUCCUAUUUAUUUAGAUAUCAGUUAAGUGUCUGAUUAAAACCUGUACUCAAUAAUUUGGUUAAAUUUACAAUUCAUAGUGUAUGCGUACAUACUACUUACAGAAAGUUAAAUUUUAUUCUAUGUACUAAGGUUUAAUGUCAUUCUAUAAAGUGUAAUAUUUAUAGUUUGAAAAUAUUCUUAUUGUAUCUUUUGUUUGCCCCGGCAAUAUGUUGGAACACCAACAUUAAAAAGUUUGUUUUUUAUAUUUAAUUUUUUGAUUACGGCAACAUUGUAUCGAAUUUUUUCUCUCUUGUUCGUUCUCCCUCCAAUAAACGGUCACGUUUCUCCGUAGCUCCUGGAUUUUUAUUUUUACCAGCCUAAAUCUACAGUCCGCUAUAAUUCACAGUUUACAUUUUUAUUCAUGGUCCUUUCUCGAUCAGUAAAUAUCCGCGAGUUAAUUGUAGGAGUGGUGUGCAGUAUACAAUUUCAAAUCCACGUCGCGUGCCUAUGAACGACGGCGCGGGAAGACGCCAUCACAGCCACCGGAGUGACGGCAGUGUUCAACAAUCAAUAUUGUUGAUCAAUUUGCGGAAGGAGCGAGCAAGGGCAGCUUACAGGCAAGCUUGUUGCCAUACAACAGGCAAGCAGGAAGUUUUUUCCAUACCUACAUUGCAAAUUUUACUUUGUAUUUGCCACAAUUUUAUUUGGCGGCAAUUCCACGUUCAAUUCAUAUCCUGUGCGACGACACGUUCGCCUCAUUGAUUGGUGCGAUCAAGUUGCCAACUUUCGACACGACAAGCAAUUGGCGCUGUUGUACCGGCGUGCACGCGUGUCAUUGGUCCGAUGCGCCGUGCCAAACACGACGAGUCUACGACAACAGUGAACAACGCCCGCCAUUUUGUGUCAUCAGCAAGUCAAAGCUUUGAUAUUGUGUUUACAUUUCGAAAAUAAAUAAAAUUUGUUCCGCUUUUGUGAUUUAGAUCAGUGCAAAUUUACUACUUACGUGCAAAAAAGUGUUUUCACCGUCUCAACCUCGUCUCAACUAAAAAACAACCAUGCCAAAAGAUAACUUCGAGCCCGCGGUUGCCGAGACCUAUGACUUGGCUACUCUUCGACGUAAACGCGCGGCUGUUAAGGGUGUGAUCACUAAAAUGCAUAACGCCCUAACUGAUCCAAGUACUUCUGAAUUAUUGGAUGAACAUGCCUUGCGCGUCAGGGAGGAACGCCUGCGAGCUUCAUUUUCUAAGUGGGAGGAUUUAUGCCUCGAGAUUAUUGCGAGGGACCCCGAUGACCCUGAGGAUGAAGUUGAAAAGAAGCGAGCUUUAGCGCUUGAGAAUGUGGAACGAGAUAAAGUGUCAUCGGCUCCAAAAGCUGUCCACAUAGCUACUGUGAAGAAGUUACAGCCUGCCAGCACUGAAAAGAAGAGCUGUUUACUUUGUGUUGCUGCCGCCUGAGUCACAAUACAACCAUGCAGGGCAUGCGGCUUCAUCUCCAUUACUUAAUACAAAAUUUGGUCAUGUAGUUGCAGGUAGCAUACACUUAGACAAUAUUAAUUUAAGACACACACAAGCGGUUAAUUCCUUAUUUUGUGAAGCAUGUACUUCUAGUUUAAAUCAAACACUAUCGGAAUUUUGGCAAUGUGAAAAGGUUCCUGAAACAUUUACAGAAACACAUUCUGAACAUGAAUUGUGUGAAAAAAUAUUUUUAGAAAAUAUUCAGCUUGACAGACAAAACAAUAAAUUGCAAGUUGUUUUGCCUUUAAAACAGCCUUUAGAUUCUAUUAAUCAAUCUUUAGGAGAUUCAUUACAUUUGGCUUUGAAAAGAUUUUAUAAUUUAGAAGUUAGACUUGGUAAAGACCCUAGUCUUUAUAAACUAUAUUCAGAUUUUAUUAAUGAAUAUUUAAAACAAGGUCAUGGUACGGUCAUUGAUAUCAGUCAAUACAAUUUAACAACUGAUCCAGUGUACUUCUUACCGCACCAUCCUGUUAUUAAUUUACAAAAGAAAACGACAAAAUGUCGAGUUGUUAUGGAUGGUUCUAUGAAAACCAGUAAUAAGACUUCUUUAAACAAUUUAUUGCUUAAUGGACCUGUAGUACAAAAGGAACUUGUUGAUGUUUUGUUACUAUUCAGAAUAGAUUUUUAUUUCUUCAUAACAGACAUAAAGAACAUGUUUCGCAACAUAUUGUUACAUCCAAAAUACAGGUCUUUGCAAAAUAUUCUAUGGAGAGAUAAUCCCAAUGAUAGUGUUCAAUGCAUUCAACUAAACACUGUCACAUAUGGGUUGAAAAGUUCAUCUUACUUAGCUACUAGGUGUUUAAAAUGGUUAGCUGAGCUAUACAAGGAUGACUUCCCAUUGGCUGCAUUCAUAAUUAAUAAUUGCACAUAUGUCGAUGACAUUCUAUUUUCUAAUUGUUCCUCGGAUAACUUGAUAGAGGCCCGAGAGCAACUAUGUAAAUUGUUGAGUCUAGGCAGUUUUCAGUUACAUAAGUGGGUGUCUAACUCAAAAGAAUUAUUACAGGACAUCCCACAAGAUAGACAACAUUUUGAUGAGAUAGAUUUACAAGCAAACAACCAUUCAUUAAAGACUUUAGGCAUGUGUUACAAUACUCAGUCAGAUUCUUUUAUAGUGUCAAGUCCUAAAGCUACGGGUAAUAUGCCCCAGUCUAAACGUGAGAUUCUUAGUUUUAUUAGCCAGUUUUUUGAUCCCUUAGGCCUUGCUGGGCCCAUUGUGGUAGGUGCUAAAGUGAUUAUGCAACGUCUGUGGAAGGCUAAAUUAGACUGGGAUUCGUUACCUGAUAAGGAGUUGCUACAAGCAUGGCAUGAGUUUUACACUAGCUUAAUUUCUAUGAAACCAUUAAUCAUAGAGCGUUACAUAAGUUUGCAUAAUAUUAGCUUUGCCGAAAUUAUUGGGUUUGCCGAUGCUUCCAGCAUCACUGCUUAUGGCUGUUGUGUAUAUUUAAGAUGUGUUGAUGAGGCAGCUAAUGUUAAGAUUUCCUUGUUAUGCUCGAAAUCUCGUAUAAAUCCUACUUCACAAAGUUUAUCUAUACCAAGACUGGAGCUUAACGCUGCCUUGCUGCUCGCUAAGUUAGUGAGCAGAAUCCAUGAAACAAUAUCAGUAAAAAUAAAAAUACAAAAUGUGUUCCUUUAUUCAGAUUCACAAAUUGUUUUAGCUUGGCUUAAAACUAACAUAAAUACAUUAAAAGCGUAUGUAGCAAAUCGUGUUAAAGCUAUUAUGCAACUUACACAAACACACACUUGGUCAUAUGUUAGCUCGCAGGAGAAUCCAGCUGAUUGUCUUAGCAGAGGUGUGACACCUCACGAGCUAGCUGAUCACCCCCUCUGGUGGAGGGGACCAAAAUUUUUACAUUCAAGUGAGUAUAAACCAAAUUUUAAUUUUUCAAUACCACAAGAAUUACCUGAGGUCAAGGACUCUUCCGCAUGCUUGAGCGCUAUGGUUUGUGUUUCUACUUCUAUUGUUUCUAAAACAUUAUGUCUGGAUUUUCUAGAUAAAUUUUCGGAUAUUAAUAAGAUGCAAAGAGUGAUAGCUUAUGUCCUACGCUUCUGUCAAAAUGCAAGGUCCAAGGGUAUUAAAAAUAAGCUUAAUUAUGUAACCAGUCAGGAACUUAACAAUUCUUUGUUAAUUAUUUUAAUGUAUGAACAACAAAAGUUUCUGAAGGAUGAUAUCCAUGCUUUAAGGUGUGGUAAGGCCAUUGUUAAAGGCAAUUUAAAAUCUCUUUGUCCUUUUAUUGAUGACAGUGGUUUGCUGCGGGUUGGAGGGCGCUUGCAUAAUGCUGAUAUACCAUAUUCGCAGAAGCAUCCAAUUAUUUUGCCGCGAGAUUCGCGCGUCACUAACCUAAUAAUUCAUAGCGAGCACUUGAGGAACCUCCAUGCAGGCCCUAAGUUGACUCUGUCAUCACUAAGGCAAAGAUUCUGGAUAAUACAUGGUCUUAGAGAAGUUAAGAAAGUUUUGUACAGGUGUACCAUUUGUUUUAGAUUAAAAGCAGAAGCUUCUAAGCAAUUAAUGGGCUCUUUGCCGCCUGAUAGGGUGAAAGCA